This is a messenger RNA of Penicillium nucicola, 477 nucleotides long. RefSeq lists its product as uncharacterized. The record is from RefSeq and is a predicted model, not a curated record. The transcript has a single exon. Bases 1 to 477 code for a protein of 158 amino acids. NCBI's taxonomy places the organism in Eukaryota, Fungi, Ascomycota, Eurotiomycetes, Eurotiales, Aspergillaceae.
AUGUCAAGACUCAGCCCUCUCAGGGUCCUAGUCAUCGUCUCACACCGAAGUUCUAGACUAUCCAAGGCUCAAACCAACCCGGAAGCCCUCUUCCCAAAAGCAAUCCGUCUCCUCAAAGCAAGCCACCUCUACCACCUCCAAGAAACACCCCCGGCAACGAGACUGGUAGCAAUGCAAAAGUGGCGUACGCGGGUCUUCUUCGUCUUCGAUAUCUGCCACACAACCUACGAUGCGAAGCUAGGUCAUCUCCCCGAGCAGAACAAACUCCCCGUUGUCGUCGUCCACCUAAGCAAGAAGAACACGGCGUACCCAGCCAACGCUUGGCUAGCCAAGAGGGUAAAUCGGGAUAUUGCACUCUUCCACAACGCUCAUAGCUUUGACGCCGUGCCGCCUUUCGUGGAGGAUCAUAUGUUUGGAAAGCCGCCUGAGUAUGUCAAUCCGAGGGAUAUUGCACUUGUAAAAGCGACAUUUGUCUGA